UUGCGAUGCUUAUCCAAGAUGGCGGACGUGCGGUUUUAGGUGGCGGAUAUGUAUGAGACUUUAGCUUAGACGUUUCUAUGCCAUCCCGCUUACCAUCUAAACGUUGCCGGAUAUGAAAAGGCACACACCUUGGAUCGCAGUCCUCCUACUCUGUGUAACUGCCGAAGUUCGCUCGAGAAGCUAUCAGGGACGAUCAUGGCGUUUAAGAGACGGCUUGCUGCUGGAGCGGAGCUUGCGUCUGCGGCCCAGCUGGACUCCAAAUCGAGGCUGGAACGAACCAGAAGAACGAAUGGCAGAAGAGCAGCAGUUCAGGCAUGGGGAAAUGAGUCCUUCGAAAAUCCAGGAGACGCCUGAACUCGAGGAGCGCAACACCUUUGGUGGCUCAGCCAAUGCGGAGGCUGCCGGCAGAGAUGUUUCUAGCCUGGAAACCUUUGUUGAUGGGUCUGCCAAUGGAGGGGGUGCCUUGAGCGACAGUGGAAGAGUUGAUGAAGGCACCCAGACAGUAGACAAUUCAUCAGAAGAAGGUGUAAAAUCAGCAGCACCAUACGCGGGGGCAUUAAGAGCAGGUCCUGAUGACGUCCACCACCACGUCGUCAGGAAAUCGGCCUCCGUUAUCUCUGAUAUUUCUUUUGUAGUGCUCGUAGCAGGCUGCAGUGCUGUGGCAGUAUUUGGAGUGGUUGCGGCGGGUUACUGCUUCUACAAGGUCCAGAAGAAUGCACGUGCAGCUGCUGAUGUGGACUAUCCAGCGUAUGGAGUGACAGGGCCGAACAAAGAAGGGGCUUCUCCGACGGCCGAUCGCAAGCUGGCCCAAAGUGCCCAGAUGUACCACUUUCAGCACCAGAAGCAGCAGAUGAUUGCUGUAGAGAAGAACCAUACUAACCGACACACCUCAGCAUCAGAUGUGGAUACUGAGGAGGAAGAAAAUGAGGAAGGUGAUUACACGGUCUACGAGUGUCCCGGCAUGGCCUCGGGUGGCGAGUUGGAAGUCAAAAACCCACUGUUCCAAGACGAUCAUCCGAUUGUGCUGGCCACACCAGAAGAUAUGGGCAAGACAUGUGAUGACGAGAGAAAGAAACGUUCACCUUAAAUCAAACAAACAAACAAAAAAACAGAUCUGUAUGCCUAUGCCGCAUCCUCCUCUGACACGCUGACACUGUGUUGUUACUACCAGGCCAUCAGUGAACACCUGUGAGCUUGUUUACCUGAAACACGUUUUCCUGAAACACGUUUUCCUGAAGGGCUUGAAACAAGUUCUUAACUCCUGUUCUAUAUAUAUAUAUAUCUUUUUUUUUUUCAAAAAGAAUUGUUCUCAUGUCUGUAGAAGGCAUUGUGCACAGAGUUGUCUACGAGUUGUGAAAAAAGAAUGUUGGUUUAGCCCAUGCUCCUUAUGAAGAGCUUAAACAACCUUGUGUGUAUAUUUGGUAAACCUUGUCCAAAUCAGUCAGCACUAUAGUGACAUCACAUGCAAGGUAAGUGUUUCCAAUUCAUUUUGCAUAUCAGUCUCUUAUGCUUCCAUAAUUGACCUGGGCUAUAUUUUGGAAAACAUGCCUAGAAUUUUCUUUUGUUAAUUUUACAGUAAGAUAAAAUUUUGUUUCCAUUAGCUACCGAGAAAAAUAUGUGACAGAUAACUGACAGUGACUACAAACUCAAAAAGUAACCUUAUUGGCUGUUCACACAAUUGAGGGAAUAAAGCUGCAUGUAAUUGAUGCUAGAAGUACACAUGGUGAGAUGACAGUGUGUACUUGUUCGAAAUAUGAGUUAUAAAUCUGUGAAUUCUGUUCAUCCCCAAUUAGCUGUAGCUGCUGCUUCUUGCACGUUGUUGCCGCACCAAAGUGUUUUUUUUUUUCUAUUUUGCGUUUCACAGUGUUCACAACCACUUCAGUUUUACAUUUGCACUUGGCUUUUGCAGGCCAUACUUUUCUUUAAAGUAAAAAUAUACUGCAUGGUUAAUGGCAAAAAGGUAGUGGUUGAUACUGGGUUAAUUUCUAAAAGCAUUUUGCUUGCUUUCCAGCUGCUGAUGUCAUAGGCAUAUUUGAGAAGCCCUUGAACUUUACAUGUUUGAGCUUUUACUUCGCAUAGUUUUUGUCCCUGCAUUUAUUUAUCUUUGUUGUAUUUACUUUUUUUAAGAGGUAAGAAAACGGAAAUUUGCUGCUGUUUUUUGUUUGCAGUUAUUUAUGUAUGUUCAUAGUGUUUCUUCGUGUUUACUGCAAUACAUUCCUUUUUAAAAAUUUAGUCUGCACGCACUCUCAUCUGUGUUUUUUUUUUCCAAUAGUUGUUAAGAGAACCCUGCUGGGUGUAUAUUUUACAUUGUUGAACGUAGCUUAGCUCUCAGAGGGAAGUGUUGUUUUCUCUAUGGGGGUGUUGAAGAAAGAAACCAGAGUUUAAUUUACACCCUACCAGUCAAACUUCUGUGAUGUGCUGUGUCCCACACGUCAUGACUUUUUCUCACAAGUGCAUGGUUGUUUUUGCCAGUUUUAAAGGUUUCCCCCAGUGUAGCUGGAACCAGCUCCGAGUGCUUUUGUGCAGAUGUGAUGAGCAUGCUGUUCUUAUUGUGACCGGAAGCUAGCAUUUGUAUUGUGCUGUAAUAAUUUGGUGUAACUGUAUGACCCAUUGGUGGUUGAAAAGGUACACUGUUGACUGGAAGUAUUCUAGUCAUGAGUUGUCUUUCUAUAUAUUUUACUGUUUUGUUUUUUACUCUUAAGAUUUGUCCUUCACAUUCGUAGAUGGUGAAAAUGGGCACAGUUUUGUAGCUAUUGUGAAACUUGUGCAGUACUUUUGUCCGAAAAAUACAGCGUUUAAGUCUUCUAAUUGCUGUGCUGUGUCACCAUGGGGAUCUUGCAGCCAGUUUUUAGCUCUGCAAUGGCUAAUAAUAAAUGAUGUCUGCACCUUAGCUACAAUCCACUUUUUAUAAAAUAGACAAUGUAUUUUUCGGGGACAACUGCUUUCAAGUUGUACCGUGCUUUUGGUUGCACAUAUUAUGUAAUUUAAUGCGUCUGAAGCUCUUAAUUUCUUGAUGGUGGUGAUACGACAUUCAGGGCUGGUAACAGUGUUAGGGAAACUUGCACUGUUGCGGCUUGGGAGGCCACAAUGACGCACAUUCCUCUCUAAAAAACAAGUUUGCUCAUCGUGAGAGCCUCGAAGCACUAACAGAGCCAUAUUCAAAAGUGCUCUACUUUAGUCACACACUGUGGCUCUGUUAUGUGCAAAACACAAGAAUAUGUGCAUAGUGCUGCAUUCACAAGUUUGAACUACUACGAACUACUCUAUGUGCGCCAGCACGCUGCACGCAUUUGUCAUCCUGUGGCUUGAAGCCUGGAAGUAAUAAGCAGGCCUUGCAAACCAAACAAUCAGCUUUCAUGCAGCACUAGUCCAAUUUACUUUUUCUUUAGGGACUUUACAUGGGUGCAUAGGCGUGCGCACAGGGGGGGCAGGGGGGGGCGCAAAAUCUGCCCCAUACAUUGACUUAGUAGGGUGGGGGGGUGCUGAGAUGAACCUUUGCCCCCUCCUGAUGGGGAACCCUGCACACGCCUAUGCAUGAGUGUACACCAAUCAUGCUGCUUGCAUUGAGCACUGUCUACUGCAUCAGUCUAGUCACUCUUGGAUUCCCAACACCUUGCAGCUUGUCAUGCAAAUUUAUCUCAGUGUUCACUCAGUGCAAUGUCGAAACUCCAAAGUGGAUGAUAAUCUCUUUUACAAGUGUAUGUUUUGGUGUCUUAGACUGGUUGCAGUGGAUCUGCGAGAUGGGGAAUCUACCAUUCUCUUAAUACAGCCGAAAGCAUUGCAGUCUUUGGGAGUAGCAGAAAUUGCCGAUGGCACAGUAUAAGUUCAGUUUGUGUCUGUAGACAAUAUUCUUGUGAGCUCUUGAGACUCUCUCUGUCACCCCUACCCCUCUCCUCUUUUUUUUUGGUACUAUUUUUCUUUCUGGCUGCUUGUUAAAACUGCUAUGUUUCAAGAUAUAUUGCUUUCUUUACUUGUCUAGCAUGAGCACGGAUUACAAUUAUCACUGAAAUGGACAUACUAUCUUCGCUAGGUGGCACUCUCUCUCUCUUGUUUCAUGCAUUAAAGGGCCCAUAAACCACCCAGAGGUCGAAAUUUAGUAGUGUUGCAGUUGUGCACGAGUCUUCAACAAACACGCAGGCGCGAGAAUUUUUCAAAAUGGUGCCGUAAAAGCGGAGCUACAUGCAUUUGAUGAUCCAAAAGUGGGCCUUGCUCGCUUCGCUCUUUCCUUCACUAAGCUCCGUUCAUUGGCUUGUCUCGCCUUCUGGCCGAGUGCUUCUCCUCGCACGGCGAGGAGGCAGAGCAGCGAGCGUGUGAACCUGCGAAGCAGACAAGCCAAAUCUUUUUGUGGGUGGCAUUACCAGACACGAAUGUUGACGUCACGGCCAUUGCUGGGAAUUACAGAAAGGCCCGGAGAGCAGAAGGGAUUGUUUCUUGGAAUUUGUGGCACGCCCACAGCUCGGUAGCGCUGCCACGUUUGCCAUUGUUCAUCGGGAUGGCAUUCUGAACUCGAUGCACACGUUUACUUGAACUGUUAAAAAAAUUGUCGGAGGUGGUUUAGGGGCCCUUAAUGUCAUACAAAUAUACUGCAAGCUCUUUGUUCACUAGUCAUAUUUUUUUUCCGGCAUGUUACCAUUGACGAAAGUGGGUGGGGGCUGUUAUGUGCAUACUGGCCUUUUCAGACAGACAGCAGCAUUUCUUGCAGUUUUAGUACUUUAUGGAUUAUGGGCAAGUUAUACAUUCCUGGUUGAAUGGAAAACAACUGGUAAGAUCGGAACGGAGAACUGUACUCUUGCAGUGUUCUUUUGUCUUGUACUUUCUUUGGAUGUUUUCAAGGCGAACCUACCAGUGCUACAUUUUUUAUUACUGCUGUUCUUGCUUAGCCUGAGCAGAAAAACUUGCAAUGCUCUUGCACCAGUUUAAUAGUGUAAUGCCAUCAUCAAAAUGUUGGGCCUCUGGCUAAACAGGUGGUGGCUUGCCCCCACAAGCAUACAGCUUGUCUUUCUUUAUUCCUCUAGUUCAUUUAUUGAGGAUGCACUGCAACAUGGCUUUAUGCAUCCCUUAUGUUGAGAUACCACCACUCUUUCUUCAUUGUCAAUGAAGAAACAAAGGCUUGUGACAUACUGCUGUGACCUACCUACUUAUUCCUGAUUGCAACUUGUGCUGCACCCAGGCAGAACAUUUACACAUGAUAUUGCCUCCUUGUAUGUUUGCGCAAGAGUACUUUUAUUAAGAUCUGGUCGGGGCAUCCGUGUGCGCAUCGUAUGCUUGCUGAUUGUGGCAACCAGUGGCAUUUAUUUUGUUGUAAGGUGGAAAUACAAGACAAUAUGCCAAUCUGGGUGCCAGUGAAGAAGCCUCCACAAUGACAAAAGCAUUAGAAUAUAGGUCUAAGUAAAAUGUCUGUCCUUGUUCUUGGAAUUUUUACUAUUGCACUAUUGGUACGUUAUCUUGUUUAUGUAUCUUUUGUGGAUGUUGUAACAAAGAUGCAUCCAGAGGCAUUUUCUUUCUUGAUUAAAGUAAUCUUUUUUUUUGUGCCUUUGAAAAUUUGUGAAUGAGCCGCAGAAGGCUACCUUUCAAAUGUACAUAUAAAAGAAAACUGUAUUGUAUCCAUUUAUUGGUGUACUUUUCCCAGCAUUUGUGUAUACAUACAACAAAAUUUUGAAUGCUCUCUUAUGUUUAGCUUCAUCUGUUGCUGUACUAGCUGGAAUGCAUGAUAACACAAAGUUCUGUAUAAGGAUAAGAUUAAAGCAUUGGCUAGGACUACUUGUUCGGGCUUUUGGGGUAAAGAAAAAAGGAACUUGACCUUAUCACGAGAACACAAUUUUUUGUACACCUGAAUACCACUAAAAAAAAAUUAUACAUUGUUAUUAUCGCUGGAACUUGCUCGUAUUCAAUGGCUGUCGCUUUGUGUUACUAAGAAAUUGUAUAGUAUUUUAGAUUGUGAAAUUACGUGUGCAGUAUCUGUGGGCCUAAAGCAGCUGCCAAAAUUUUAUUACUGCAUUUGUUGGAUCACAACAGUAAUGUGUUCAAUGGCACAACACCUUUGAAGGCUGUAAUGCAUCCAAUGCAAGGUAAAAGAGGAAGUCAUGGUUUUGAUAUGCAUUGAUAAUUAUGGCCCAAGAGGCUAACGCAGGCACAUGUAGCCACUGAGCCUUCAAAAUUCCUAAAACAAGGUAAAAAAUAACCUUAGGUGAUGAAGUUCAUAAAUAUUAGUUUAAAAAGCUAUGUGCUGCAAAAGUGUUAAAAAAAUGUGCAAAACCAGCAGUCUGGCAUUUCACAGUAGCUUCAUGAGUGGGUCUCCACUAACAUACUGUAUUUAUUCAAAUAUAGUUUUUUUAGGUGUUAUCUAAAAUGAGCUGCAACCUAUCUCAUUACCAACGGAUCUUGACGUAUUGUGAACUUGCCUAAAGCAGAUUUUGGAUGUGGCUGCUAUUCUUCAAGUAGCACAGGCUGCUUCGACACAAUGUGUAUCUAUAUUUGUAGUAAAUAGGGGCACCUAAAAAAGCACGCAGAAAUCUUUUAUAACAGGAUGCAACUUGUUGCUUUGACUAGGCAGAUUUGGUAGCUGAGCGUAUGUUCAAAGGUCAUAAUUUUUUAAAAACUGUAUUGGUCGGCCUAUAUCCAAUUUACUUAUUUAAUAAUAUGUAAGGGUUGACCCAUAUUUGUGUGGAACCUAUUUUCGAGUAAAUAUGGUAUGUAUAUGUGCCCUGUGCAUUAUCAACAUAGAACCAUUUAUUCACUGUUAGGAAGGUGAAUGUAGUUGUUUUAGGUGAAGUCAUUUUAAGAAGUAUUUUGUAGUCAACCGUUAUUAUAUGUCCUUGCUGCACUCUGGGACAAAGGGAUGUGCACCUAUUCGAACUAUUGGGAUUCUAGCAUUAAUUAUUAUUAGAACUAGGCUGUGUCUUCUGGUUGUUCAUUCAGUUACUACCUGGCCUAUUGGAACUACUCUCCUGUGCCUUAAGUUUCACUUGUAUACAAAUAUGUAGCAACCUUGGAAGCAAGGGAAACUUGUAAUUCCCUGAAAUGUUAAGUAAAAAAAAAUGCAUUGUGUGGUUUGCUAGUUCUUGAGCUGUGGAAAUUGCUUCUCAGUUAUUUCAGGGUAACCUUGAAGAGUUGAAUUCGGAAGGAGCAAUUACUGGACAUCCUUAAGUAGAACCCCGACACUAUUAGUUGUGUGGCCACGUAUGGGAGCCUAAUGCACUAUGUUGGCAGAAUUUCCUGUCCUUUGAGCCACGCGAUGCCCUGCACCAUCUUUCUUGCAUUUUGGUACAGUUAGUUGCACUGAAUUGGUUUGAACUUUUUCAGCUAAAGCAUUGGGAAAGCCAUUCCUUUUACCCCUACCCAUGCUAGCUGCAUUGAGCAUGCAUACAUUGGCAACUUAUAUCACUGGUGUUUAAUGUUGCAAAGUGUGCUGCCCUCUGUGGUGGGUACUUUAAAUGCCCACUGCACUGCAUUAUAGUUAGUUUCACUUGGCAUGUGCUAAUAGGCCAAUUCAUAUCACACUGUGAACAGUUGGCACUGUUGUCGGGAUAGACCCCUCUUUCUUUUAUCUCGUGAAUUCUUACUGUGUCAUAUAUAUAUAUAUAUUAUAUAUAUUAUAUACAAGACUUGUACUAUCCAUUCGUGUCUUGAUCUGUGAAUAUGGUCUUAAGCAUGAAAUAAAAGUUCUGCAAUCUCGUUUA
This is a messenger RNA of Rhipicephalus sanguineus (brown dog tick), 7679 nucleotides long. RefSeq names its product neural proliferation differentiation and control protein 1. The record is from RefSeq and is a predicted model, not a curated record. NCBI's taxonomy places the organism in Eukaryota, Metazoa, Arthropoda, Arachnida, Ixodida, Ixodidae. Bases 113 to 1087 code for a protein of 324 amino acids. The transcript is spliced from 7 exons. Gene Ontology annotation, cellular component: membrane.